AUGGCUCCCCUAAAGCCCCACUGGAAGCAGCCGUCCCACCCGGGCAUCCAAGAACUCAUCAUCAGCAACGACCAAGAGUUCACAUCUAAGAGCCUGUCCAAGAUCUCCGUGGCCCCGUUCGGCUUAUACGCCAAGAUGGACUUCCCGCCCUGCACACUGUCCGAGACGCCCACGUACGCGACGGUCCAGUGUGGACUGGAGAAGCACCUCGACCUGAACAGCGACCUGAUGUUCAUCAACCACUCGUGCGAGCCGUCUCUCAUCUUUGAUACUGUCAACUUCAACGUCAUCGCCGGACCGCAGGGCCUCGCUCCUGGGGACGAGCUGACCUUCUUCUACCCCUCCACCGAAUGGUCCAUGGCGCAGCCCUUCGCCUGCACCUGCGGCAAGCCCACCUGCCGCGGCCGCAUCAGCGGCGCCGGGGACAUGACGCCGGCGCAGUUGGACGGCGUGUGGCUCAAUUUGCACAUCCGGGAGCUACUCGACCAGAAGAGGCAAAAGCAGACGAGUGUAGCGGGCGGCACGCAGACGGAGAGCGACGGUGCAGGUAAAGUUCUUGCGGGUCAGGGCGAUGCUGGUUCGCCGGCAGGCUUGACGAGACGAGGAGCCUCGUCGCGGGAGCUGAGCGGCGAGAUGGGGGGCGAUACCGUGGUAGCAUGA
Anthostomella pinea is the source of this 660-nucleotide messenger RNA. NCBI's taxonomy places the organism in Eukaryota, Fungi, Ascomycota, Sordariomycetes, Xylariales, Xylariaceae. The record is from the annotation of a GenBank genome assembly.